Messenger RNA from Trifolium pratense (red clover), 2383 nucleotides. Its product is annotated as zinc finger protein 346-like. The record is from RefSeq and is a predicted model, not a curated record. Bases 874 to 2151 code for a protein of 425 amino acids. Gene Ontology annotation, molecular function: zinc ion binding; nucleic acid binding. Lineage: Eukaryota; Viridiplantae; Streptophyta; Magnoliopsida; Fabales; Fabaceae. The transcript has 2 exons.
GAGAGAAUAUCUUGCUGUGCUUCCUCAGGCUGUUUUCAGAAUUCUUUGGACAAAAGGAUGAUACUGGAAUAGAGGGUGUUUCGUUUUCAGUUUCACAUUUAGGGGAGCAUUGAGCAUGUUUUCAGGAAUUAAAUUGACCACUUCUCAAGGGUUGCCUGAUCAACAGUAUCUUGAGGCUGAUAAAGUUGUUGAUGUACACGAAUUGGCCAACUCCCUGGUCAAUUGAUUGGUACACUGGUUGAUAUGCCAUAAGAUUAUAUCAAUCCUAAUGAGGAAAAUCCAUGUUUGUUUGGACUUUGGAGAUCUAUUGGACAUGAAUAGUUGGUGCAUGAGUUACACACCACUGAUUUGAAUUUUGGAAGGCAAAUUAAAAUUGCCAAGAUUCAAGGCAUAAUGGUUAAUCAAAUGGUCGAGUUCUUUUUCUGUUAAAAUGAUCAUUGUCAAGCAUGUGAAGCAUUUACAUUAUAUUAAAGUGAUCAUUAAGAUCAUUUUAAGAAUUUUGUUUCAUAUACAAAAUUGAGAUACUUAGAUUUACUGUAUGUAAGAAUUGGAAUGAUUUUUGAAAUCGAGGAUGCCUUGGAAGCAGUUUUAAGGCCAUCACAGUCUGUCCCAUUUGUUAAUGUUAGUGGUGACUUAAAACUACUCUGUUAUAAAUAUUUCCUUGGUUAUCACCUUGAUAAACCAGAUAUUCCUUUUCUUAAUCAGUUUUUUCUUUGUUAUUAACUCUUCUCCAAUAUUUGCAUACUUGGAGUAUAGAGUUCCUUCAUAAAUUGACUUGCACGGCAUUGACAGUUUUUUCUUGUGCUAUUUUGUCAAUUCUGUGCAAAUCUUUUAUUCUAAUCCUUUCCUCUCAAAUCUCCAAUUUAUUUGUACAUGAAUAUUUGUGACCAUAUAAAUAUAUGCUUGACUUUGAACGUGACCUUUUAUUUUCAGAUCGGGUCAUCAUCUCAAUACAGAGGUGGGGGUGGUAGAUCAUUCAGGCGGGGUGGUCGUGGUCGAGGUCAGUUCAAUCGUGGAAGAGGACGUGGAGUGGGUAGUGGGAGACACUUUCCGUCUCAUUCUUCUGGUGUUGCUAUUUCUGAUGUACCUGGUGCGUCUGCUGGAGCCACUUAUGCAGUACCAGGUUCAUCAUCAGUCUCAGCUCAAGUGCAAACUGCACCAGUGCAAGCGCCACCACAUGGGGUAUUUUGUGAAAUUUGUAAGAUUGAGUGCAAUACCUCAGAAGUCAUGCAGGUGCAUCUGAAAGGAAAAAAGCAUCUGAAGAAUAUAAGAUUACAUGAAGCAAAACAGAGACACGGUGCUAUCAACGGAUCAGAGAGUAGUCAGAUUCCUACCUCUCAAUUGAACUCAACAGAGCAACCUAUGAUAGCUCAGGAGUCUGAGAACCCCACCAAAAACAUGAGCUCUGAAAUUGCAGCUGAUAAUAACAAUGUAGGAGAGACUUCUGAUGUUCAAGCUGAAGAGCCUGAUGGGUUAAGUAUAGAAAACUCUGGUGCAAGAGGCCGUGGAUUGAAGCGUAAGUUAAGAGGAGGAAAAGGACGUAAACAGGCGAGGACUGCUGAUGGUUCAAAUCCUGAACAAGCUGUAGCUAUUACAUGUGAGUUGUGCAAUGUUAAAUGUGACACCCAACGCGUAUACCAGGCUCAUAUUAGUGGGAAAAAGCACAUGAAGCGUGCCUAUGGUCCCCAAGCAGUAGGUAACCAAGCUUUGGCCAGAGUAGGUCCCCAAGCUUCGUCUGAAGUAGGUUCCCAAGCUUUGGCUGGAGUUGUAGGGCUUCAAACACUUUACCCACCUGACAUCAAUGCUCUAGCCAAUGCAAUUAAUGCUCAAGUCCAACAAGGUGAUAAUGAUCCACAGGUACUUCUGGCUCAGCUCCUGGUGAAUGCACUAUCUCAAGCACAAGGAUCAACAGCAGCACCCGUGAAUGGCUCCUUGGCUGCUCAGACACCAACACCCAUAGCUGGGGCCGGUUCAGGUUAUGAUCCCCAGUUGGUGCAGACUCAAGUCUCGGAAGUCACAGCGCAUGCUGGGGUGGGAAAUCUUCCUGAAGAAUCAAAAAAUGAGAUUUUAUCUGUUCCACUGGAAUCAAAUGCACAUGAAGGUUCAAAUGUUGGCACCCAAAAUGAAGGUGGAAGUUCGGAAACUAAAUAGGUGCUAAUGACAGGCAGAGACAAUUCAGGUGCUUCAAAUGAAUACCUUCAUAAUGUGAAGCUCUCUAAUCAUAGUAGGACCAAAGUAGAACAAUCAUUCUCUUUCGCAAUUUCUUUUACUUUUUUUCGGAUUAUUGUUUAUUAUAUUUCCGGCGGGGAUUUUUCGUACCAAAGAGAUAUGAACACUAUCAAUUGCUCACAUGGAUGUUAGACAAAUCCUUUAGAUUGUUGCA